AAAAACAGCGCCCCAGGUUGCCAUGGUUCCCAUGCGAGGCUACUCAGUAAGCUGCUACGGAGCGAGUGGAUAAAAAAUGUCACAUACAGUAACUGCUAUGAUAUGUUUUCUAUAAUGUUUUGAGUUUGUGUCGUUACAACAUCCGGGAACUUUCAGUUGGAGUCCUUGGAUACCGCGCGCACGUUGUAAACAUCAACAUGAUACAAAUCUUUAGCUUUAAGUUCACAUUCACAACGUGAUGAUGAUAUGGAGGGAACUAAAGGUCAUUUAAAGGAGAUUUGUCGGGAUCCAGAGAGGUCACAGGAGAUCACUGAAUGUCUAUCAAAGAAUCUGAGUAUGAUUUAUACUACACUCUCCACUACUAGUACUACUAACUACAACACUACUAUUGCUGUAUGUGAAGAUCAUAUGGACAUCACAAAGGGAAGUCUGGAUGAUAUUUCUCGACCGGCUUCCAGUGAUCGUUCUCACGCUGGCAGUCGAGAGUCUUUCUCUGAGAUCAGAAGAGACGGACACAGAUCUCUGGAGGUGCUCAGUCCUGAUGUCACAGAUAUGAGGCAGGUUCAAGAGAGCACACAUGAGAUGAGCGAUUGUGAAGAACACAAAUCUGAUCACGAUUCUGAUGGGGAAGCUAAAGAUUCAGAUUUGGAAAAAGCCCUGAAGAAAAUGAAGAAACUGGAUGAGAUUCUGUCUCAUAAAGUUUCAGUGGAAAGAGAGGUGAAGAGGAAAAGCAGAGAACUUCAUCAGAGACUCUGGCAGGAGCUAAAGGCUGUUAGAGCGAGUCCAGAGAGCAGCGAUGAGAUGGACAACACCAGACGCUUUCUAUUAUUGACCCCUGAAAGCUUUCAGGAUUGCGGUGAAGAUGUGGAUUUUGUUCCUCUGUUUGAAACUGAAGUUCUAGAAGAUUUAAACCUGAAAUCUCAGAAAGAAGAAAACGCAGAAAGUGAUAAGACUGAAUUAGGUCAGCAGGUGAUGGAAAAUCAGACUCCAGACGUCAGACACGGAGCUGCUCAGAGCAAGCGCAGGCAAGAUUUUGUCAAGAAAAACAUUGAGCUGGCAGGGUCAUCAGUUCUGUUGACCAAUCAGGAGAGAGAGAGACUUGAGGAACUCCUCAAAGAUCUAGAAGAAGAUCAGAACAAUACAGAGCCAAUGAGUCAACAUGAGGUGUCUCUGUGUGCUGGUGUCUAUGGUGAAGGGUUCAGUCCAGAACCUUCUGAACUCAAACAUCUCCUCCAUAUUGACUCCAGACUGCAGCAGCUGCUUCCUGUCAAUGACUUCAUGUCUGUGAGAAGCUCAUGGACUGAAGCCGGCUCUUCGCAGAGUUUAGAUGAGAUGAAGAUGGGAGACAGAGUCUUGUGGUACGUGAGAGAGAGACGAGAGCAAGAGAAACGUCUGCGAGAAAUCCAACAUCAACUGCAGCUUCUGGAUGAGAUUGAGGAGACUGAUCUGAUUCAUUUAUCUGACGCUCGCAGUAUUUCUCCACACGGACGUCCAGCUCCAUUCUGAAUGAAACGGAUGAGACGAUGACAGAGUGAGAAAAGAAAUCCUGAUCACAGAGAAAAAAAAACCUCUUCAAUCAUCCACUAAUGCCGAACUAUAAGAAUCUUCUCAGUUUUAUUUAUUCCUAGUAUAAGCGUCUUUCCUUUAAAGUUUAAGACUUAGUCUGUUUGUCAUUUGGCCCUGAGCGGUUUGCCAGUCUAAUCAUCAGAAUCAGAUUUGUGAAUCAGAUUCAAAUACUUCACAAGAACAAAAUAAAAUGUUCCUUUUUGAAAUGAAA
This is a messenger RNA of Misgurnus anguillicaudatus (oriental weatherfish), 1777 nucleotides long. NCBI's taxonomy places the organism in Eukaryota, Metazoa, Chordata, Actinopteri, Cypriniformes, Cobitidae. The record is from RefSeq and is a predicted model, not a curated record.